GAACACGUUCUCAGUAGUGGAUGCUGUUGUAUGGUCAGCUCUAAUCAAUACUGACCUGGCUGUGACGGCUCCUGAGAACGUCCAGAAAUGGGGACAGAGGCUCGCCUCUCUACCGGCGUUCAAACCUGUGAAUUCUCUACACACAACAGUGACAUAAUUCAGCUGUCAGCUAAGCAUUUGGAUACUGGUGAUACCUUUUCUACAUACAUCAGACCCGCCGGUGGCUAUAUUCCGCCAAAAAUUACAUCCAUCACCGAAAUCACUAUUCGUGGAGAGCAAAUGUUUUAUAACAUGACACCGGUUGAAUCUACAGACACGUUAACUGGCCUGUCGUCGUUUUCCGAGUGGUUGAAGAAAUUUAACAACCCUGUCCUGAUUGCACACAAUGCAGCUUUUGACACAAGAAUAAUACUAAAUAGCUUCCUGCAUUGUAGUGUAAGCCAUUCGCACAUUCAUGGUUUUGCGGAUAGUUUAAAGUUAUGCAAAGAAGUCUUUCCAGGACAUUCAAGCUACAAAUUAUCUGCUAUCAUCAAGGAUAUAUUGAAACAAGACUUCAAUGCUCACAACGCCAACGAUGAUGUUGCUGCCCUUGCAGACCUGCUACAAACAGUCGACGAUCUACCGAAGAAGCUUCAGAUUACGCUCUUACAAGAAGCUCAUAAUAAACUUAACAAACUUAAGAAUGAAAUCGAGUUCCUGCCGACAUAUGAUAGGUAUGUUAAUGAAAAGGUACUAGCAAAAACCACAGCAAAAGAAUUGGCCGGUACUGGACUGGACGGGAGGCUGCUACAAGAAACGUACCGCUGUUCUGGGCGCGAUGGGCUCUCAGAACUACUUAGAAAUAGAUUAGUAAAAUCGGCAAAACCAAUCACAAAUUUAUCAUCCUAUUUUGAAUCAAUAUAUAAUUCAGCCUGUUCAACUGCUUCACAUGUGCAGAAUGUAUGAAGUGUUUUGAAAUGAAGAUGUGAUUUUUAUGGCCUUAAAUUACAACUGUUUCACGUUAAGUUUUUCUUCAAAUGACACUACCAUUUACGAUCGCAAUACAUGAUGCAGUUUUGUUUAAUAUUUUUUUCCAAUAAGCAAUGAAACACAAAUGGGUGUUUUAUCUAUGAUUAUUUUUAUUCUUAUUAAAAUGAUUGUGAGGGUUAAAUGACGCAAUUUUAGCCCGAAUAUCCAUGGAUUGAAUUUGUCCAGGCUGUAUCCUGACAUGAAGGUUAAUCAUGACGAGUGGCGUGUCGCGCACAAGACCCAGGUCUGCACCUAAAAUGUCAAGAUCAAGGUUAGAGGUUUGAGGUUGAAAUUAUCCUUGUCCGAGCUGUAUGUUGACCAUGCAUUUUAGGGUGUAUAUUUAUAACCUUUUAACCUUUUCUGGUUAGAUGGACAAUGCAUUGUGACAUAUAUUACGAUAAUCAGUUUUAACACACGCACACACGCAUUGUGAUAUGUACAUAGAAGUGUUUGUGCAUUACUGUCUGGGGAAAUUCAUAUUUUUUUAUACGUAAAUAUCAGUGUUUGGAAUAAUCAUACAAAUAGUAACCGAUUUCCUGGUACAUUAUGCAGACAUGUGCAAGCAAGCAAGCAAGAAAUAAUAUGCGAGCGAAGCGAUCAAGUAACGAAAGUUCGUGCAUAUUACGACAUAUCAGAACAUGCCCAACAAGGCUUCUAUAAAUUCAGCUACACAAAAGGCAGCUGAUAUCUUUAUUCUAAAAAGUUUUUUUUUAAACUGUUUUUACGCUGUCAACUUCUGUAUCAUUUUAAUAAAUUAUUAAAAAAUAAAUAUUAAUUUGAGUAAAAUUUACUAUUCCAAUAUCAUAAGAUUUCCCUUUUAUAAUUAAUGUAUACGUGAAGGGCGGCCUUUAAUGUUUCCUCUGCUGGCCCAAAACCACACUAAAACUAAAGUCAAAUCCCAAUCUCAGACUCUACUCAUUUUACCACAUAACAUAAUUUUUUUAUAUAUUUUUAAACCAUUUAAAAGUAUUAUCUCUCAAGAGAAUAUGUUGUUUAAAUAGUUUGGUAAAAAUUACAAAGAAAAAAUAUUAUACAGCAAAAAAAAAUGUUGUUGAAUACAACUCAUGGUUCUUUAACGGUUGCUUAAGUGUUUUUUUUACUCUUAGUAUUUGUUAUUUUUAUAAAAAAAUAAAUCCAAGGUAUUUAUCAACACAUUCUAUCAGAGAAUAUGUUUAUAAAAACUGUAAAAAAACCAUAUAAUUUCUUGAUGACUUGAAAUGUUUUCACAAAGUUAUUUUUCAUUUUUAUUGUGUUAAUGAUUAUCAUCAUUUCAUUAUAUUCAUAUCCAAUCUCAUCAUUUCAUCAUUUUAAUUUGCUUCAUGUUUUUCUCAUGUUUUUAGGAUUUCAUGUUGUUUCAAAUUUUUAGAUUUAUGUUUAACAGUAUUACAUGUCUAAUCUUAUUGUUUGAUUAUAAGUAUCUUCCAUGGCCGAGAGUGUUA
Mya arenaria is the source of this 2447-nucleotide messenger RNA. RefSeq names its product DNA polymerase III PolC-type-like. Gene Ontology annotation, cellular component: cytosol. Bases 88 to 945 code for a protein of 285 amino acids. Gene Ontology annotation, molecular function: 3'-5' exonuclease activity; nucleic acid binding. Gene Ontology annotation, biological process: DNA replication proofreading. NCBI's taxonomy places the organism in Eukaryota, Metazoa, Mollusca, Bivalvia, Myida, Myidae. The transcript is spliced from 2 exons. The record is from RefSeq and is a predicted model, not a curated record.